AUGAUAUCCGCUACAAGGAGAUGGCUGCAGCGAAACCGCACGGGUGUUGCUAUUGGAGUUGGGGUUAUUGGGGUCGGCUACGUUGCAGGCCAAUAUGUGCUAUCGAAGAUUACCGAGGCGAGAGAGCGUAUGGCUGGUAACCGCAUAGCUAAAGAAAACUUGCGCCGACGAUUCCAACAUAAUCAGGAAGACUGUACUAUAACUGUCCUCGAGUUGUUACCUACUGUGGCAGAGAAUAUCAUCGAAGCUUUGCCAUCAGAGAAGAUUACACAACAGUUGCAGCAGAAAAAGGCAGAGAGGUUGGGUAAGAGCGCCGGCACGUCCGACGCAGCGCCAUCAGAACUCUCGUCAGGGACCCCAAUUGCAGCAGAUGAAGAUGGAAGAAGCUUAUCGAGCUUCCAAAGCGAAGGCUAUGUCCAUGCUAGUCAGUUGCGAGCUUCCAGCUCUGGCAACGGUGAAUCAAGACCCCCUUCGAGCAAAGCACAGCUGUGGAAUGAUCUCAAGAUCAGUUCAAUCACGAGAUCAUUCACUUUACUAUACACAGUCACUUUGCUGAGUUUAUUGACUCGCAUUCAACUGAACCUCCUGGGUCGAAGGAACUACCUCUCGAGCGUUGUAUCUCUUGCUUCACACCCGCGGCACGAUCCUACAAUCAGCCUAGAGAAUCACGACAACGAUAUUGUUGAACGAGCAUAUGGCAACGAUUUUGAGACAAAUCGCAAAUACCUCACAUUCAGUUGGUGGUUGCUGCAUCGAGGAUGGAGAGAAAUUAUGGUGAAUGUCGAGGAUGCGGUCAAAGAAGUCUUUGGCUCUGUAAAUCCGAGGGAAGACAUUCCCCUCGAGAGAAUAUCAAGGCUGAUACUGGAUGUGAGAAAGGCAGUAGAAGGAGCAUCUCCUGAAGAGCGGAAGACGCGCAAGUGGCUCUCGUUUCUUCUCCCGCCCUCUAAUCAAGAGGAAUCUAUCCUCCAAGAGUCCGGCAUGUCCACCCCUCCAAAGCCGCCACAAUCUCCAAGGGUUCAAAACCCCGCAUCUAUGCCUUCUCCCCUGGCCUCUCCCCCCUCUGUCUCAACAACGUCUCCUCCUCUCCGCCGCCUGCUUGACGAGACAUCUGAUCUUAUCGACUCUCCGAUGUUCAGCCACGUUCUCACGCUUCUCCUUGACGCCACUUUUUCCUACCUCGUAGAUAGGAAGCUUCGCUCUGAGGCUUACAAACUCGCACCUCUGACUCCCACGCCUAUUCCAGAACCCAGGAUAACCGAGGUCAGGGAUCCUGACCCAUUGACUGCCUCGGCGAAACUUGCUACAAUAUUAGCCGUCAUAACGAGGGAAGCGCACAAGAUCGGCAAUGGGGUGCCGAAUGAAUAUGUGCAGGCGAUCGAGGCUGUGAGCGAGCUUGAAGCGUUUGCAGCGGUAGUCUACAGUAGUAAUUUUGAAACUGAGGCCGGGGUUGAGACCAAUAGUACGCCCGAUGCUACGGCUUCUGGAGGCAGAGAUGAGAAAGCAGGAGGUGGAAAGGGCGGAGAGGACGAAAACGGCUCGGGAAGUAUGUCUGCUGCCGAAGUGGAAGAGGUUGUAAGGGUUGGAAAAGGAGGAGGCACCAUGGACAGGGCUACUGGAGUAAUCGAUGCUGCAUGGGGAGGAUUCGAGAACGUUUGGAGUAAGGUAAUAGGGAGCGGUGAGUCCGCAAUGAAGGGGUGA
Molecule: messenger RNA, 1698 nt
Organism: Letharia columbiana
Lineage: Eukaryota; Fungi; Ascomycota; Lecanoromycetes; Lecanorales; Parmeliaceae
Exons: 4
Coding region: 1-1698 (565 amino acids)
Biological process (GO): protein import into peroxisome membrane
Cellular component (GO): peroxisomal membrane
Molecular function (GO): protein-macromolecule adaptor activity
Source: RefSeq, a predicted model, not a curated record